AAGCAUCCAGCCCAGCUUUGCUCUCACAUUCUCAGGACGGAGAGGCUAACGCGUCGUGUCAGAAUAGACUGAUGAUUUUAACAUUUACCGUUUAUUUAAUAAAAUAUAUACAUUAAGUUUUCAUUUGAAGCACCGAUAAAAUGUGAAGGGAGAGGCGGUGCGCAGUUUUUGAACACCAAACGCAGGCGGAGGAAGAUGAGGAUUUUUGUCUCCACACCUGUGCGUCCUACGCACGGAGGUUAGCCUGGCACAGAGGAAUCCUGGGGACCUUUCUCUACAAAAGAAAGUGAGCCGAUAUUUCUCCGCACAAGCAUGCAGAGCAACAGCAGCUCCCCCGGACCCCCCACCGGGCUGAGUGCGUGUGGAGGGCAGGAGGAGGAAAUAUCCGAGCUCGUCAGCCCUACAGGAGCAGGCUCCAACCUUCCAGUUUUUAACCUUUCACUCAACUGCUGGCUGCACAUCCUCUCCAAGGAGUUCUCCCUGGAUCCGCACGGAGACAGCGCCAACCUGCCUGUGCGUGUCCUCAUUGCCCUGGUCUACCUGGUGGUGUGUGUCCUGGGGCUGGUGGGGAACCUCUUGGCUCUCUUCCUUCUCCACUCCCGCCACCGGGGCCACCACCACUCCGCCAUCGACUGCUUCGUGAUGAGCCUGACCAUCACAGACCUUCAGUUCGUCCUGACAUUGCCCUUCUGGGCCGUGGACACGGUGCUGGACUUCCGCUGGCCCUUCGGCCGGGUCAUGUGUAAGAUUGUGAGCUCGGUCACCACUAUGAACAUGUAUGCCAGUGUUUUCUUUCUCACGGCGAUGAGUGUGACCCGGUACCACUCCCUGGUUACCUCCCUGAAGAUGAGCAGCCCCAGAAUCGCCAUGGCCCGGGCCAAGUGGGUCAGUUUGGCCAUUUGGGUGGUGUCCUUAGUGGCCACGCUCCCCCACGCUUUUUACUCCACCACUGUUCAGGUGUCUGCAGAUGAUGAGCUCUGCUUAGUUCGGUUUUCCGACUCCGACUCAGGUCACUUGGAUCCCCAGGUCUUGCUUGGGCUUUACCAAACACAGAAGGUCCUUCUGGGAUUUGUGGUCCCCCUGAUUAUCAUUUCUGUGUGCUACCUGCUCCUACUGAGGUUCAUCCUGAGCCGGCGCAUUGUGGGCAGUACGGUUGGCAGGGUUAGCGGCACUGAGAAGUCAGAGCACGAGAGAGGACGCCAUCGCAACCGCUCCAAAGUUACUCGAUCCGUCACUAUCGUAGUCCUGUCCUUUUUCAUCUGCUGGCUGCCAAACCAGGCUCUGACCCUGUGGGGGGUGCUCAUCAAGUUUGACUUGGUGCCUUUCAGUAAAGCCUUCUACAAUGCCCAGGCCUACGCCUUUCCGCUGACUGUGUGUCUCGCCCAUGCCAAUAGCUGUCUCAACCCAGUUCUCUACUGCCUGAUCCGAAGAGAGUACAGGGUCGGACUGAAGGAGCUCCUUCUGAGAGUUUCUCACAAUGCCCGGAACAUUCUUUCUCUGGCUCUGAGAGGAAGAAGAGUGGAGGAAGCACCUCCCAGCACAGUUGUGAUACACAAGGAUAUCAAUAUGUGAUUUAUUAUGUAGCUAUGACUUUUUUUUAUUAUAAGGAAUAUAUUUGAACAACAAUCAACACCUAAUAUGUUAAUUACCUUUAGAGGCUGACAAAGUGUAUUUUGUUAACAUUGGAGACAACCAGGCCAAUCGUUUUUCCCUGUUCUCAUCUCAUCCUUUGGCUUGUUUGUUGGUGCUUGACAUUUUAAAAAGGUCUCAUGGCAGUUCCUGAAACAUUAACUAGUUUAAUGUUUAAGUUAAGUUCAACUAAAAAGUAGGCAAUGCCAGUGAAAAACAAUCUAGCCUCAAUUAUGUGAGAGAUCUGCAGUUAAUAUUUAUUUAAGGCUAACUGGGAUCACCAAAAGAAAUGCCAUUACCAAUAUUUCCACAGCGUUUGUUUUUUUUUUUUACAAGACGAUGACUGAUAAAUUAUGCUUGCAUGCAAACAUCAAAGCAGCAUGUUGCUGAUACACAAACUGGCAGACGUUUGAAUAAACGGCUAAACAUUGUAGUUGUCACCAGUAUGUUUGAAGCAGCCAUAUUGGAUUUUCAGACUAAUGGCAAUGUUUCUCCAACUUUCUGAGUUAGAAAUGCAGGGAGAGUUGGAGUUAACACUUGUCCUUAAAGGACAAUUGAAGGAUUGAAGGUAUUCAGUGAUGGGCUUGGACCUUGGCUAAAAUCUUUGAAGUGCAGGCUUUGCAUAGUGAGUUAUGAAGGUAACUUUACUGAAAUCAUCUCUGAUCAUUCAGAUUUACUGUCAAGGACAGAAUUGAAAGAAAAUCUAACAAGCGUUUCUAAGGGAGACGACUAGCUAAUAGUUGGUUUUUUUUUUAAAUCAUCGGGCUGCUUUACCUCUCCGAAUGUUUUUAUUUUUCUGUUAUUCCCCACUGUGGAUGUCCUAAUCCAGAUUUAGUCCAGUGCAUCAUCAAAAAUAAUGCCAUACAAAUGUUUUGAAAGUAAAUAGCAUUAAACCAAAAAUAGACAACUCAAGAUAAUAUUUAAUCAGUAUAACAUGGUCUGAUUUAGCACUGUGAUUGUAUCCCACUCACAUUAGAUAUACUUCUUUUUAAAGUGACAUAUUUUUUACCAACUAGGGUUUCUGCUGGACAGCGACAACACGCUGUUAGCUAGGUUAGCUACUGUAACGAUCUGAUAUUGUAGUAAGUCCCUUUCUUCACCUAAGACACACAGCCCUAUCAAUUUUCUCUAAAGUUACAUUUGAAAUGCUGAAUCUCCAAUAAGCUCACCUUUUGCUCCGACGGAACAAUUUGCUGAAAUGUUAGGCUAACGUUAACAAGUUUACUCUCUGUUUUGAUAUGGCUAGUCAAUAAAUUACUGGUGACAUACAUCAGUGCAGUUGCAGUUAAUUAUGUGUGAAAAAAAACUUAGAAAGUGGUAAUGUUUCAUUUUGAACAUCAUAAAAUUAAUUGUGUUGCAUUUCAGUUGCUUUCUACACAGCUCUCACAACUGCUGGGGACAUCUGAGCACAGUGUGCAGAGAUGAUCACAUGACACAAACAGACUGGAAACUGCAGCAGCCAAUGCUGUCUCUCUUUCACUUUGAUUGUAAGAGUGAACAAGAGAAUAAAUUCAACUGAAUAAAUUGCACAGCCACUAAUAUCUUUGCAAGCCAUGCACACAAAAACAACUUAAUCAUAGGAGUGCAGGUUGAUCUAUGGCCCUUUAUAUGGUAGAUCAAUCACAAAGCUGCCCAACUUUCCUGGAAUACAGUUUAGCUAUAAAACUAACUGAGGUGACAGGUGAACAGUUAUCGCUGAAGUUGGUUUAUAACACAAAAAAAUUAAAAGAGCAAACCCACAGUUUGCAUUUAUGAAGAAUACUAAAUACCAACCAUUUAAUCACACUCAGAUGAAUGAGCAGCUAAUAAUGUAAUGAUUUAGAAACUAUCUGGUUUCGAUCAGUGUUAACCCCCUUCUGAAUAUCACACUAUAUACAUAAAGUAAUUGUUUCACAAAAUGCCAUAAGACUGGCACUCAAGAAUGGAAUAUGUCUCUGUUCCAUCAUAAUCUAAAUGUCUAACAAAAAACGAUAUUACUCCUGUAAGCUCAGCUGAGUCACAUUUCUUUGGUGCAUUGUCAGCACUUACUCUUGCUUAUUUCAGUCCACAGUUUCAGUUUUUAAGUAGACUCGGGUCUUCCUGUUGCUUUGAAAUCUGUGCAGUUGUUUGUUAGAUUUAGUGUUCACUUUUGUAAAAAAAAAAAAAAAAAAUGUAAAAAACAAAAAAGUCAUAAAACUCUGCUAAAACACACAAAUCAGGAUGAUCAACAGAAAUGAUCCUCACUGAUCCAACUGUUUAGCCUGAAGUUACACAGACAACUAAUUUCCUUUUCUCUUCUGAUGUAGUCAAGCAAAAUAUAAUGUGACAAUGGAUUUGUAUGACUCCAUUGCAAGCCUGUAGGAUUGCUGUUAAACAGUUGUGCAGUGAAGGAUAACUCCUGGACGGUUGGCAUUCUGUGUCUAAAACAAGGGUAAAACUGUCAUUCAUACUGUCAUUGUCAGCUUUGUUGUGUCGAUGUAAAUUGUUUUGUGAGUUCAUGUAUGUCCUGUGAGAUUAAAUAAAACGAAAGGACAAAAGAGUU
This is a messenger RNA of Girardinichthys multiradiatus, 4150 nucleotides long. RefSeq names its product relaxin-3 receptor 1-like. Gene Ontology annotation, molecular function: G protein-coupled receptor activity. Bases 313 to 1572 code for a protein of 419 amino acids. Gene Ontology annotation, cellular component: membrane. The record is from RefSeq and is a predicted model, not a curated record. Lineage: Eukaryota; Metazoa; Chordata; Actinopteri; Cyprinodontiformes; Goodeidae. The transcript has 3 exons. Gene Ontology annotation, biological process: immune response; G protein-coupled receptor signaling pathway.